CUCACCAUCAAAACUCCAUUUCUCUUUCAUUUCUUUCAUCAUAUUAACACAAACACUCAAAUAAUGGCAACUUUCCAGAGUGGAAGCUCCAACGCCGCCGCCAAGGAGGUGGCGGUUCACAUUGAGUCAAAGACUGGCAUUGCUUUUCCGGUUAAAUUAAACGAUGGCAAAAGCUUGAACUGUGUUGGCUUGAACAAGAAAUCUAUACUUGGCCUGAACAUUAAGGUUUAUGGCUUUGCGUUGUAUGCAGAUAAUGAGAAGUUGAAAAGUCUUUUGAAGUUAAAAAUAGGAAAAUCCCCAGCAAAACCAACAGAGGAGAUGUAUCAGUUGGCAAUCGAUGGUGAUUUUGGUAUGACUAUCAAAAUAGUAACUGUCUUUUCUGGCCUGAAAGUGAGCAUGGUCAAAAAGAACUUCAGUGAAGCUGUGGUAGAAUCUAUAAUGAAACUCACUGGUGGCCAAAAGAAUGAGGACCUUGCAAACAAAAUUUUAGGUUCUGCAUCUGAUAAAAUCAAGUUGGCAACUGGUUCUGAAUUGGAGAUAUCUAAACUACAAGGAUAUGUUCUUGAAACAAAAGUGAAUGGAGAGCUUGUAAGCAGGGUUGAGAGUGAACUUCUUUGCAGAGCCUAUUUUCGAAUGUAUCUAGGAGAGGAUACGAUGGAGUGUGACAAGGAAUCGAGAGAGAUGUUCGGACAGUCCAUGCUUUCUCUCUUCUAAGAGAUUGGAGAAACAGUUUCAAUCAAUAAGAUUCAAGUCUGCACUACUUAUUAGGAACAAAGCUACUUACUUAUUCAAUAAGAAUGGAGACAAUGAGAAUGUUUUUUCUUCUUUCUGUCAUAGAUUCCAAGUGUGUUUUAUGCUUCACAUACUUAGUUUAAGCAUACAAUCCGAGGAGCUCAUUUCAUACAAACAAACAGCAGUUAGUGCAUUACUGAAAAUACAAGAAGCAAAGCUCUUCUUUUGUCUUGAA
Messenger RNA from Humulus lupulus (European hop), 967 nucleotides. RefSeq names its product chalcone isomerase-like protein 1. Lineage: Eukaryota; Viridiplantae; Streptophyta; Magnoliopsida; Rosales; Cannabaceae. The transcript has 4 exons. Bases 64 to 714 code for a protein of 216 amino acids. The record is from RefSeq and is a predicted model, not a curated record. Gene Ontology annotation, molecular function: intramolecular lyase activity.